Messenger RNA from Passer domesticus (house sparrow), 3169 nucleotides. RefSeq names its product oxysterol binding protein (gene OSBP). Gene Ontology annotation, molecular function: sterol binding. NCBI's taxonomy places the organism in Eukaryota, Metazoa, Chordata, Aves, Passeriformes, Passeridae. Bases 19 to 2388 code for a protein of 789 amino acids. The transcript is spliced from 14 exons. The record is from RefSeq and is a predicted model, not a curated record. Gene Ontology annotation, cellular component: plasma membrane; perinuclear endoplasmic reticulum; cytosol.
GUGGCGGCGGCGGCGGCGAUGGCGGAGGUGCGUGCGGCGGGCGCGGGGCCCGGCCCGGCCGCGCCCCCCGGGCCCGCGGCGCUGCCCGCGGCUCCCGGCGCGCCCCCGGCCCUGCCCUCACCGGCGGCGAGCGUCGGGGCGGCGCCGGCACCGACGGCGGUGCCGGCGGCACCGACAGCGUCGGCGGGCGGCGGAGCCGGCGCGGGCGGCGGCGGGGCCGGUCCCGGCUCGGCCCGCGAGGGUUGGCUCUUCAAAUGGACCAACUACAUCAAGGGAUACCAGCGGCGCUGGUUCGUGCUCAGCAAUGGGCUGCUCAGCUACUACCGAUCCAAGGCGGAGAUGGGCCACACGUGCCGCGGCACCAUCAACUUGGCCACGGCCAACAUCUCCGUGGAGGAUUCCUGCAAUUUCAUCAUCUCCAACGGCGGAGCCCAGACCUACCACCUCAAGGCCAGCUCCGAGGUGGAGCGGCAGCGCUGGGUCACCGCCCUCGAGCUCGCCAAGGCCAAGGCUGUCAAGAUGCUGGAGGAGUCAGACGACUCCGGCGACGAGUCGGUGUCGCAGACGGACAAGACGGAGCUGCAGAACACCCUGCGGAUUUUAUCCAGCAAGGUGGAGGACCUGAGCACCUGCAACGACCUGAUCGCCAAGCACGGCACGGCCCUGCAGCGCUCCCUCAGCGAGCUCGAGGCCCUGCGGCUCCCUCCAGAGAGCACGGACAAGAUCAAGCAGGUCAACGAGCGCGCCACGCUCUUCCGCAUCACCUCCAACGCCAUGAUCAACGCCUGCCGGGAUUUCAUGCUCCUGGCACAAACGCACGGGAAGAAGUGGCAGAAGUCGCUGCAGCAGGAGCGGGAUCAGCGGAUCCGGCUGGAGGAGACGCUGGAGCAGCUGGCCAAGCAGCACAACCACCUGGAAAGGGCUUUCCGGGGGGCCACGGUGCUCCCCGCCAGCACGCCCGGCACUGCAGGCUCUGGCAAAGAUCUGUGCUGUCCUGCCAAAGGCGACCUGAGUGACGAGGACGACGACAACAAUGAGUUCUUUGACGCCCCGGAGAUCUUCCCCAUGCCCGACAUCAUGGGCCACAAGAGAACUGGGAGCAACAUCAGCGGCACCAGCAGUGACAUCAGCCUGGAUGAGCAGUACAAGCACCAGGUUGAGGACACCAAGAAGGAGAAGAGAACCCGCAUUCCCUACAAACCCAACUACAGCCUCAACCUCUGGAGCAUCAUGAAGAACUGCAUUGGGAAGGAGCUGUCCAAGAUUCCCAUGCCAGUGAAUUUCAACGAGCCGCUGUCCAUGCUGCAGCGGCUGACGGAGGACCUGGAGUACCACGAGCUCCUGGACCGGGCGGCGCGCUGCGAGAGCUCCCUGGAGCAGCUGUGCUACGUGGCCGCCUUCACCGUGUCCUCCUACUCCACCACCGUCUUCCGCACCAGCAAACCCUUCAACCCGCUCCUGGGGGAAACCUUCGAGCUGGAUCGCCUGGAGGAGAACGGAUACCGCUCCCUCUGCGAGCAGGUGAGCCACCACCCGCCGGCCGCCGCCCACCACGCCGACUCCAAGAACGGCUGGACGCUGCGCCAGGAAAUCAAAAUCACCAGCAAAUUCCGAGGGAAAUACCUCUCCAUCAUGCCUCUGGGCACCAUUCACUGCGUCUUCCACUCCUCCGGCAAUCACUACACGUGGAAAAAGGUGACGACCACCGUGCACAACAUCAUCGUGGGGAAGCUCUGGAUAGACCAGUCAGGUGAGAUUGAGAUCGUCAACCACAAGACAGGGGACAAGUGCGUCCUCAAGUUUGUCCCUUACAGCUACUUCUCCCGGGAUGUGGCGAGGAAGGUGACCGGGGAGGUGAUGGACCCCUCGGGAAAGGUGCAUUUUGCCCUGAUGGGCACGUGGGACGAGAAGAUGGAUUGCUACAAGGUCCAGCUGGGAACGGGGGACAACGGAGCCGAGGCGCGGCCACGAGCCCACGAGGCUGAGGACAGCCGGGUGCUGCUGUGGAAGCGGAACCCGCUCCCGAAGUACGCAGAGAACAUGUACUACUUCUCGGAGCUGGCGCUGACCCUGAACGCGCCGGAGAACGGCACGGCCCCCACGGACAGCCGGCGGCGCCCGGACCAGCGCCUGAUGGAGAACGGGAGGUGGGACGAGGCCAACGUGGAGAAGCAGCGGCUGGAGGAGAAGCAGCGGCUGUCCCGCAAGCGCCGCGAGGCCGAGGCCGCCCGCGCCACCGAGGACGGGACGCCCUACGAUCCCUACAAACCGCUGUGGUUCGAGCGGAAGAAGGACCCGGUGACGCAGGAGCUGGCGCACGUCUACAAGGGGGGCUACUGGGAGAGCAAGGAGAAGCAGGACUGGAGCUUGUGCCCGGAUAUUUUCUGAGCCCGGCGAGGAGGAGGAGGAGGAGCGGCGAGGGGGGAGGGAUGAAGGCCAGGACCCCCCCUGUCCAUCCGUCUGUCUUAACCGUGUGUCCCCGUGCCUCGCCGUGAGCGCCGGCCGGGCUUUGCCUUAGCCCACCCAAACUGACCUUGGGGAGCAGGAGCCAACACAGCCCCCCUCAAAUCCGUGCUGGAGCAGGGGGGGGUCCGUUUGUCCCACCCACCUCCUCGGCACCCUGGGGUGGGGGGCACGGCCGCCCCUGGGGUGGGGGGCCCCAGGGAAGGCGCAGCGGGGCGAGCCCGAGGCUGGCCUUGGUCUCCCCCCCUCCCCUUUUAUUCCCGUUCCCCUUCGCCCCCAGGAGUUCGGGUGCUUUUGGGGGUCUGGGGGGGCCAGACUCCCCCCCAGCCUGUUCUAUAGGUGUAUAUUAUAUAUAUGUAGAGAGCAAUCGGGGUCCCCUUCUCCCCCGCAGCCCCCAGUUUGGGGGGUCCCCGCCCUCCCCGGGGCGGCCCCCACGCGUGGGGACCCCCCAUGAGGUGCCUUCCCUGUAGGUCUAGGGCAGGGGGAGGGCCUGGGUUUUGGGGGGGGUCUCUCCAGGGUGCAGUGGGACCCCUGCACCCCCAGACACUACAGGGGUGGGGAGAUGCACCGUGGGGGGAGUCUCUGCACCCCCGAAUCUGAAAUUGGGGGCGUUUGAUGCCUUUUUAUUUUAUUUUUCCUUUUUUUGGGUUGUUUUUUUUUUUGUCUCCAGAAAAAAGAACUAAAUUAAAAUCUGUGAAUGCCCCAA